AUGCAGAACCUCUCAAUCCUCCAUGUGGACCAGAACGGCUUCAGGCCAGCCUCGGCAGCCUUGGGCCCGGAGUCCGCAGCGCUGGCGCAGCUGAAGGCCUUGCAUGAGCUCGAUCAGAAGUCCAUCUUGAGUUCCAUGGAGGCCAAUGCUGUGAGGCGCAAAGAGCAGGGGAACUUGGCAAUGGAGAAGAGCGAGUACCGUCACGCGGUCAAGGAGUACAGCCAUGCCCUGAGCCAUGCCCAGGACAUGAUGGACUUCCUGGAGGUCGAGAAGUCUCAGCCUAUGAAUGGAUACCAAUUGAGAGCCCUGGCGAAGGGAGUGCCACUUCCUGGCCGCGGGCCGGCAGCCUUGCAGCCAUUUCGUGCAGUGGUGUUGGCCAGCCGGGCCUUGGCCUUCCUUCGCCUCGAUGCCUACGACCGCGCAGCACAGGAUGCUGAGCUGGCCUGCCAGAUCGAGCCCCGAUACUUGAAGGCGUGGAUACGCCGAGCGGCCGCCCUCGCUGCUGCGAACCUUCGCUCGGAAGCCCUGGAAGUUUUGGACGAGGCUCUGUGCAGAGCCUGCCCAACAGACCUUUUGCGUGAGCAGGUGUGCAAGCUGAUUGUGAACCUGCGAAACCUGGUGAAUGUCGAGGUCAAGGAGCCAGAGAAGGACCUGCCAGUGAUUUUCGCCGAGGCUGAGAAAGCGCAGAGAAACCAUCAACAGGGAAGGCCGCCAACUCGUAAAGUGAAAGUGACGAGACGAAGGAAGACAGGAACGGAGGAAUCUGAAGAUGCAUCAAGGCCAUCGGCAAGUCCUGGUAACGCUUGA
Symbiodinium sp. CCMP2592 is the source of this 807-nucleotide messenger RNA. NCBI's taxonomy places the organism in Eukaryota, Dinophyceae, Suessiales, Symbiodiniaceae. The record is from the annotation of a GenBank genome assembly.